UGUUGUCGAGCGUUCAGCAGGAAUGAAUGUGUGAAGCUGGAGAGUUAAUGCGUUUUCGCUUCUAUAGGAGUCGAAAUUGAGGACGCACUUCCGGUGCGUUAUAUGCGUUUCGACUUGGGGACGGAGUUCAGUGUUAACGCACCUUCGCCGUCGUAUACUGUUUCGCGCACUUUUAUGGAUGGUGGAAAACCAAUGUUCCCCCCCCCUGGGAGAAAAAGUGGUCGGGACUGGACGCGCAACCGUCAUCGAGGUGGGCGACCGAAGGGGGGACGCCGCUUUUUCUGCGUGGCUCCGUUCUCCACAGUGUGCCCCACGCCCCGCCCUCUGUGGGCUGGUGUAGCGAGGGAGUUGUACGGUGAGAAGAUAGUCGAUAGUUUGAGUGAGGUCGAGGAAGAGAAGGCGGCUUUCAGUGGUUGUGAAGUUGGGAUUUCGGUCAGGAAUCGUGAGGUUUGAGGAUUGGCGACGUUCGCUAAAGGAAACUUUUCAUACCUGUGGACAGGAUGCCAGCGGACGAACAGCAACAGCAACUCCCGCGGGAGGGGACCGCCAGCACGGAACCCACCUGCAGGGUGUACGUGGGUAACCUCUCGUGGAAAGUUAGGUGGCAGCACUUGAAGGAUCAUAUGAAGCAGGCUGGCGAAGUUUUGCGAGCGGAUGUGUUCGAGGACUUUCAAGGCCGCAGCAAGGGGUGUGGUAUUGUCGAGUACACAAACGUUGAGGAUGCCCAGAAGGCCAUCAAGGAACUCACGGAUACGGAGCUAUUUGAUCGGUUGAUUUUCGUCCGCGAAGAUCGUGAAGACGGACAGAAGUUCAGCGGCGGCCGCGGAGGCGGGUAUGGAAGCAGGGGAGGUUACGGGGCUAGAGGGGGUGGCCCGAUGUGGGCAGGCGGCUACUAUGGCGGAGGGAUGUAUAGAGGCAGAGGCGGCGGGGGCUACUACGGGGGCUAUGGCGGACGAUUCAACGGUCCGCCUCCCUACAACAUGUACGGCGACAUGGGCUACUACGGAGGUCCCAGGGCAUUUCGCGGGCGUGGCGGCAUGCGCGGCGGCAUGCGAGGGGGCUUCGGCGCCUACGGUGGGGGCUUCCGAGGUGGGCGUGGCGGAUACGCCGGUGGCGCAGGCGGCCACGGCGACGGAAGCGGCCGACAAGUCUUCAUCUCGAAUUUGCCCUGGAGGACUUCGUGGCAAGAUUUGAAGGACUUGUUCCGCGAGUGCGGUGAUGUCGUCAGGGCCGAUGUCAUGACGAUGCCCGAUGGCCGUUCGAAGGGAGUGGGCACUGUGCUUUUCUCCACCCCUGAGGGAGCACAACGCGCGGUGGAAAUGUUUAAUGAAUACAUGUUGGACGGCCGUCCGAUUUCAGUGCGAAUUGACCGAGUGGCGUAGAUUUUAGCUUUCUGUCAUCCUGUCUCCCCUUCUUACCCUCAGUUAUUGUCCAGUGAACAGAAGAAUCAGGUGUCUGCUAGCUUCUUCUUCCGUCCGCCCUCUCCACGUCGAAGCGGGAAAGUCUUGUCCUGAUUCGACUGUUCACGCUUGCUAGGAUGACGCAGACGUUUCAUAUAUACCGUGACGAUUUUGUACGUAUUCACAUCCGGAAAGACAUUUACUACUGAUAUUGUUCAUAGUUGAUUCACAAAAUCGCGAAACAUAUCCGUUGACAUGUGUGGUGAAGAAAAGCCAUUCACAUUCCCUUGUCGGAAGAUGCGGUGAAAAAAUCUUUCCUCGUUCCCCGGUGGACGCUCUUUCGUUGCCCCUUCAGACAUCGUGUAUCCUCGGUGUGAAUGCCGUUCGAGUAUUGUUUGGCACAUGUAUUCCAGGGGAGCAUCGAGCGUCCGUGUCUUAGGGGCCAGAAGAGGGGCGUUAGUGUGACUAUCGUGGAAAGGGCAUGGCUAUGUGGGAGGUCCUGCAACGAUAUCACAAGGUAUUUGUCAGUGGGGGGAUUUGUUACUGUGCUCCUUCCUGCUGUUCAAAUGGGCGCCUGGCGUGCGCGCUCCUCUACGUUCUGACCUCUUGUUGUCAGAUACAUAUAGCCGGAAAUGACAAACUCGAGGACUUUUUUUCUCAUCUUCAGUACCAAAAAUUAAUCGUCCUGAUACACAUUAACAAACGCGUUCAAAAUAUCUUCCGUG
Toxoplasma gondii ME49 is the source of this 2125-nucleotide messenger RNA. RefSeq names its product RNA recognition motif-containing protein. The transcript has 6 exons. The record is from RefSeq and is a predicted model, not a curated record. Gene Ontology annotation, molecular function: mRNA binding. Lineage: Eukaryota; Apicomplexa; Conoidasida; Eucoccidiorida; Sarcocystidae. The coding region runs from base 501 to 1382 and encodes 293 amino acids. Gene Ontology annotation, cellular component: nucleus; cytoplasm.